ACCGAAAUUUCCUUCACGCCAACCUAGCCCAACAUCUCAUCCCAAAAGCCACCGCCUCACCUCCGCAUCUGUACGGUGUAAUCGUCGACCACAACCAUAGGUCCAUAGCCAUUGGCACUCGCAUCUGCGUCAACCGAUCGUCGUUUUUCAUCUUCGUUUGUCAUCACUUGCACCCUCUGUUGGCCGGUCGCAACCAUUAACUCACAGACCGAUCGCCAUUGUGUUGUCCUCACCGACAACCGGUCAUCAUAUACUUUCGGCAUCUCCGACGACUUCCAGCACCUUUACUACCCCCAAUCGUCAACUAAGUUUUCAUAGGUUGUUUUCAUCUGAACAGCAGAUCCAAUGGCUUCCUCUCUGGUGGCUUCUCAAGCCACAAUUCUACAAACGCCUCUGUAUUGUUAUCACUGUCGCAAUCUCUGCCCGAUCGUUCUUUCUUCUCAAAACCACCUUCCACGCCCUCGAAUUCCCAUUCUCACCACCAGAGUUUCCAACUUGCUUCCUAGGGUUUCCGCCUCUUCGCGUAUUCUCUGCAAAGACUCGCUGACCGCCGAGUCGCCACUCACAGGGUCAACACGCUCAGCCGCAACACUUCUCGUGCUCGCAAUCGCAAUCUCAAAAGUUGUAGCCCACAACCUUGGUUUGCAUCUGAAUGGAUUCCGGUGGGGGGCUCCGGUGUGCUCUGCAGGGACCGCGUUUUUCGCCGCCGCAAAAAGCUCCACUGUUGCUGUGAACACGCCGCUCACGGUGAUCGCUGCUGGGAUGGGUAAAUGGCUUGAUAUAUAUAGCGGUGUUUUGAUGAUUAGGGUUUUGCUCAGUUGGUUCCCGAAUAUACCAUGGGAAAGACAGCCACUGUCCGCUAUCAGAGAUCUUUGUGAUCCAUAUUUGAAUCUCUUCAGGAAUAUAAUCCCCCCUAUUUUUGAUACUCUGGAUGUUAGUCCUCUUCUUGCUUUUGCAGUGUUGGGUACACUUGGUUCCAUCCUCUCAGGUACCAAAGUUUUCUGAAGCAAAAUGAUGAAGAAACAUAAAGUGUGCUUGAAAUCUGUAGACCGUAAAAGUUGCUGUAGUGUCCUUAAACUUUAUUAUUGAUUUCUGCAGUUUUUUGGACAUUGUGUAAUGUUUCUUAGCCAGUAGCAUCAAGAAUGGGUACUUUUGUGUUCAAUUGAUUUAUUUUUUGCACUGGCAGUUUGUAGCCACAAAUGUUAAGAAAAUGCUGCAUAUAUAUUACCCAUAUGGCCAUAUAUCAAUUGGAAAAGCAUUCUGUACAUAACUAUAGUUAAGGGUAUACUCUGCAGAAUUAGCAAAAAUGGUUGAAUGCUAUUGUUAUUUUAUUCAA
Molecule: messenger RNA, 1336 nt
Organism: Cuscuta europaea
Lineage: Eukaryota; Viridiplantae; Streptophyta; Magnoliopsida; Solanales; Convolvulaceae
Source: the annotation of a GenBank genome assembly